Molecule: messenger RNA, 825 nt
Organism: Aureobasidium namibiae CBS 147.97
Lineage: Eukaryota; Fungi; Ascomycota; Dothideomycetes; Dothideales; Saccotheciaceae
Product: zf-DHHC-domain-containing protein
Exons: 3
Biological process (GO): peptidyl-L-cysteine S-palmitoylation; protein targeting to membrane
Cellular component (GO): endoplasmic reticulum; Golgi apparatus
Molecular function (GO): protein-cysteine S-palmitoyltransferase activity
Source: RefSeq, a predicted model, not a curated record
CCGCCGCCUCCAGGAACGGAGCGCUUCUAUUCCAAAGAAGUCUUUGCUUGCGAUCAGAAUGGCCUUCCGAUAUGGUGCGGUGUUUGUAAUAACUGGAAACCUGAUCGAUCACACCACGGAAGCGACUUUGGAAGAUGUGUAUUGAAGAUGGAUCAUUUCUGUCCGUGGGUUGGAGGAGUCGUAGCAGAAAGAAACUUCAAUUUCUUCAUCCAGUUUACCUCUUACGCUGGAUUCUACGCUUUGUUCGUUAUGAUAGUUAUGGCUAUCUUUGUCGCCGAAGCCAGGUCCAAGGUAUGUGGAAACUCAAUCGGUGGUAAUUGGAUUGCUGGCAUAACCCUCGGUGCUGUUUUCACACUUUUUGCAGGCGGAAUGGCCAUGACUAGCAUUGGCCUCGCAUUGAAGAACUUGACAACGGUUGACAAUAUCGGCCAUCAGAGGAGGGUCAUGCAUAUUGCCGUGCUAGUCGAUUCACCGCAACAGCGCCAACCGAGACCCAUGUCAACCGGCCAUCUCAAACCAUCGCAUGGCUCAGAGGUUGACGAAGAUCCUUGGCAGGGUACCAUCACAUACCCGUUGAAUGUGAUGCAUGACGCAUCUUCAGAGACCACGUUGCCACCACUAACCUCAUCGCCGCCUAGAACGUUUGCCAUCUUACGGACGCAUCCUGGCAUGAAUCCCUGGAACCUGGGAGCGUUCAGGAAUCUCAAGUCUGUUAUGGGCCAUCAUUGGUAUGACUGGUUCUUGCCGUUGCGACACUCGCCUUGCUGUAACCACGAUCGUGGGGACAGCAUGUAUGAACUUGGACCCGAUGUCGAACGUCUCAAG